Molecule: messenger RNA, 695 nt
Organism: Cynocephalus volans (Philippine flying lemur)
Lineage: Eukaryota; Metazoa; Chordata; Mammalia; Dermoptera; Cynocephalidae
Product: interferon-induced transmembrane protein 3-like
Exons: 2
Coding region: 114-530 (138 amino acids)
Biological process (GO): response to interferon-alpha; defense response to virus; type I interferon-mediated signaling pathway
Cellular component (GO): plasma membrane
Source: RefSeq, a predicted model, not a curated record
AAUGCCAGGAAAAGGAAACUUCUGAGAAAUCGAAACAACAGAGGACGGGGAGGAUCCAUUGAGCACUGACUGCCCCAGCAUCUGGACGGGACGUCUGGUUGGGUCUCGGCACCAUGAACCACACUUCCCAAACCUUCUUCACUCGCGCCAACACCGGCCUCUCCGAAAACUACGAGAUGCUCAAGGAGGAGCACGAGGUAGCUGUGCUGGGGACGCCCCAGAGCUCGGCUCCUGUGACAUCCACCGUGAUCAACAUCCGCAGCGACACCUCCGUGCCCGACCAUGUGGUCUGGUCCCUGUUCAACACGCUCUUCAUGAACUGGUGCUGCCUGGGCUUUAUCGCGUUCGCCUACUCCGUGAAGUCUAGGGACAGGAAGAUGGUGGGCGACGUGACUGGGGCCCAGGCCUAUGCCUCCACCGCCAGGUGCCUGAACAUCUCCGCUCUCAUCAUCAGCAUCAUAAAGAUCGUGAUAGUCAUCGUCCUUUUCAUCAUUUUCUCAGAUGUAAUCUUCGGAGCAUUUCGCAGAUAAUACAGAAUCUUGGAGGCCACCAGCGGUGCCCAUGGUCUCCACCAUGCACCACUGGCCCUGCCCCCUGGGGCUGUGGCCCUGUCCCUGGGCUCCAUGCUUUCAUACUGUAGCUUCUACUCACAUACCUGUCUACAAGGAAUUCAAUAAAGUGCACAUGUUCAUGAA